AUGUCACGUAAUAAGACUCAAACAAAUGUUCUAUCUGACGAACAGUUGUUGAAAAUAUUGGAUGAAUCGGAAAAUGAGAAUUCUUUGAGUGAAUUGAAAACAGAAAGCUCUGAAGAUAAUUCAAAAAUUUCAUCAGAAGUCGAUGUACCGGUAAAUAUUAAAAAUAAUAGACCAGUAGUUAUAGAGGAUAAAUGGCUCAAUUGCUCAAAAAAAAUCCAACCAAUUAUAUUUUCUCCUUGA
Messenger RNA from Cinara cedri, 240 nucleotides. The record is from the annotation of a GenBank genome assembly. Lineage: Eukaryota; Metazoa; Arthropoda; Insecta; Hemiptera; Aphididae.